Molecule: messenger RNA, 856 nt
Organism: Nicotiana tabacum (common tobacco)
Lineage: Eukaryota; Viridiplantae; Streptophyta; Magnoliopsida; Solanales; Solanaceae
Source: RefSeq, a predicted model, not a curated record
GCCGAAUAAGAACCUCGUACAAAUCGCCCGCCAUUACAGAAACAAAGACAGCUCUCUUCUCUUUCGUUAUUUCCAAAGCUUUGUCGAAAACAUCGAACUUCUCCUCCCCACCCCCCACCGACCCGUGACCCACCACCACCCACAUUGUGAUCUCUAUAGAUACACUUUAUAUACAAAGCAGAACUACUUUUCUUGCAUUUCAUUAAUUUCUUGUUUUAUUGGAAAAUCAAUGGCUUUCUCUGCUACAGGAUCGGCUCUUAUGGCCCUUAAAUCAGAGGGGAGAAUCACAACGCCUGACAACAAAAUCUGUAAUUUUCUGCAACCAUUUAGGCUAAUUCAGCUCCAGCCCAGAAAUUACUCCAGCUUGCAGUGCAGAUCAAACAGCAAAAACUCAUUUUCCUCUGUUGUAAAAGCACAAGCUAUCACAGUUGAACAAGCAGCGGCACAAGUCACUUCUAAAACUGAGGCUCCUGUUGUUAUUGUUACUGGAGCUUCCAGAGGUAUCGGUAAAGCAAUUUCAUUGGCUCUGGGGAAAGCUGGAUGUAAGGUUCUUGUUAAUUAUGCAAGGUCAUCAAAGGAGGCUGAAGAAGUUUGCAAAGAGAUUGAGGCAUGUGGUGGCCAGGCUCUUAGUUUUGGCGGAGAUGUUUCCAAAGAAGCAGAUGUGGAAGCUAUGAUAAAAACUGCAGUUGAUGCAUGGGGAACUGUAGAUGUUUUGAUAAAUAAUGCAGGUAUUACAAGAGAUGGCUUAUUGAUGAGAAUGACUACUAAACAGUGGCAAGAGGUUAUCGAUCUAAAUCUAACUGGCGUAUACCUUUGUACACAGGCGGCAGCCAAGAUUAUGAUGAAGAAGAAAAAG